This is a messenger RNA of Pestalotiopsis fici W106-1, 1728 nucleotides long. RefSeq lists its product as uncharacterized. The record is from RefSeq and is a predicted model, not a curated record. Gene Ontology annotation, molecular function: FAD binding; oxidoreductase activity. The transcript has a single exon. Bases 1 to 1728 code for a protein of 575 amino acids. NCBI's taxonomy places the organism in Eukaryota, Fungi, Ascomycota, Sordariomycetes, Amphisphaeriales, Sporocadaceae.
AUGUUGUUCACCUCUACUCGAGCACUCUUACUUUUCACCACAGCCAUCGGUAUCAGUAGCAGCACAGAGACUCCCGAGAGAUGUCGCACCAUUCCGGGUGAUUCAUCAUGGCCCAGCUCUUCUAAAUGGGAUCAGUUCAACCAGAGUGUAGGCGGAAAUCUCGUCGCCACUAUACCCAUCGCCGCUUUUUGCCACAAUACUCUAUUUGGCCAGUCCAGCAGUCUGUAUGACCCCGAUGCGUGCGAGGCGCUGCGCAAUGUGUGGUAUUAUCCGGAAACACACUUGGUCUCCUCUUCGUCACCCAUGGCGUAUCCAUUCUCCAACAACUCGUGCAACCCCUUCUUGGACCCGGAUACACCCUGCACGAUUGGAUCUCAUGUCGUCUACGCGGUCAAUGCCACUAGCAGUGAAGACUUCCAGGCAACUGUUCGGUUCGCCAAAGACAAUAAUAUACGACUCGUUAUACGUAACACUGGCCACGACUAUCUCGGAAAAUCCACGGGUGCUCAUGCUCUCGGGCUCUGGACUCGCAACCUCAAGUCAAUGGAACUCAUCCAGGAUUAUCAGACCAGUAAUUACAAUGGACCGGCCAUAAGAAUAGGCGCAGGAGCCGAGGUGAUUGAAGCCUAUGAGUUCGCAGAUUCUCAGGGCUAUGUUGUCGUGGGAGGCAACUGUCCAACAGUCGGUCUAGCCGGUGGUUAUAUCCAGGGUGGAGGUCACGGGCCUCUGUCAUCCAAGUUUGGUCUGGCUACUGACCAGGUGCUUGAAUAUGAGAUAGUGACAGCCGACGGCGAGCUUCUCACGGCUACCGAAACCGAGAAUGCAGAUCUGUUCUGGGCACUGCGAGGCGGUGGCGGCAGCACGUUUGGUGUCGUGGUUUCAGUUGUGGUAAAAGCUUUGCCCGACAGCUCUUUCUCGACAGCUUACCUGACGCUACUCAACAAUGGAACGAAUGAGGACGCCUUGUAUUCUGCCCUGGUCACUUUUAUUGAGACGUUGCCGAAUCUGACGGACGCUGGGGCCAUUGCCAUCUUCCUUGUCAACUCUCAGGGGUUUUUCCUCAGUCCGGCCAUAUUCCCUGACGUAACAUCCGAGGAGCUGGACGCUCACCUUGGAGCCUUUACCGAUGCACUCGAUAGUCUUGGACUCGCAUAUACAUACAAAUCAUCGAGCUAUCCGACAUUCCUGACUACCUUUAAUUCUGUGUCAGCCACCAUUAUGUUCAACGUCUCGGACCAGAACCUAGGAGGACGGCUUAUACCGAGAUCCCUUGUAGAAAACAACGACACUGCCGAUCUGGUAGAGGCCAUGAGGUAUAUAAGUACGCAAAGUGGCAAUGUCUUUAUCGGAAACGCGUUCAACGUCAAAGGCGGCGUCUCGUCACCCGAUGACGUUGCCGCAAACCCUGCAUUUAGAGAAGCGCUCUUCAACGCUGCCAUCGAAACCCCCAUUCGUUAUUUGGAUUGGCCUGCUACUUUGGACAACAUGAACAGCAUUACGAAUGACUUGCUACCGAAGCUAGAGGCGCUUACUCCAGGUGGCGGUGCCUAUCUAAAUGAAGGCGAUGUGCAUCAGCCUAAUUUCCAGUCGACUUUCUAUGGCGACCACUAUAGCCGACUACUCCAGAUCAAGCGAAAGUAUGACCCAUGUGGUGUUUUCUACGCUGCAACAGCCGUGGGCAGCGAAAGUUGGGCGGAGGAUAACGGCAGUAGACUGUGUCGCACUUGA